Limanda limanda (common dab) is the source of this 5946-nucleotide messenger RNA. It is a transcript of the gene nfatc3a, whose product is annotated as nuclear factor of activated T cells 3a. Gene Ontology annotation, molecular function: RNA polymerase II cis-regulatory region sequence-specific DNA binding; DNA-binding transcription factor activity, RNA polymerase II-specific; transcription factor binding. Gene Ontology annotation, biological process: cytokine production; calcineurin-NFAT signaling cascade; regulation of transcription by RNA polymerase II. Lineage: Eukaryota; Metazoa; Chordata; Actinopteri; Pleuronectiformes; Pleuronectidae. The record is from RefSeq and is a predicted model, not a curated record. The coding region runs from base 21 to 3299 and encodes 1092 amino acids. The transcript is spliced from 10 exons. Gene Ontology annotation, cellular component: transcription regulator complex.
ACCCCGAGCUGUCAAACCCGAUGACCACCGCGAACUGCCCCGGGUCCGAGGAGCUGGACUUCCGCCUGAUCUUCGGUGAGGACGGGCAGCAGCAGCCGCUGGGCCCCGCAGAUCUGGAGCCUGAUGACAACACAUCAUUCUACAUCCUAAAUGUGGCCCAGCCCCAGGCUAUGGUCACUAACCACCAGUCCAUUGGCCUGCCUCGUCAUGGUAUGCAGUCUCAAUCCCAGGUCAUCAACACUUCCCCACGCCUUCAGUCACACAAAUCAGGAUUGGAUCAUCCAGGCUACCAUGGACAAGACUCCAAAUAUGGCUCCUCCCCUCUUCUGCCCUCUGCUCCUAUGGAGGCACCGAAGGCCUUUGAAUGUCCCAGUAUCCAAAUCACCUCCAUCUCCCCUAGCUGCCAGCAGGAGAUAGGUCCCAAUGGAGAGGAUCUGAGGGCCAAUGGCCCAGAUGGGGACUAUCACGGUGACAGACCUCUAUCAAGAGACCACCUGUAUUUGCGGCUGGACCAGUCAUACCGGGACUCUUCACUCAGUCCUAGCCCAUGCAGCAGUCUCUCUUCUAGGAGCUGGUUCUCUGAUGCCUCCUCAUGUGAAUCAUUCUCACACGUCUAUGAUGAUGUUGACUCAGAGCUAAAUGAAGCAGCUGCCCGGUUUACCCUGGGCUCCCCACUUACUUCCCAAGGCUGUGCCUCCCCUCAAACCGGCGGUGGAGUUCUGGAGGAGCAGCCCCAUUGGCAGCACCAGCACCCUGCCUUUGUGCACCACUCCCACUCCAUCAGCCUGUCACCGCGACAGUCACCCUGCCACUCGCCACGCACCAGUGUCACUGAUGAAAAUUGGCUCAGCCCGCGGCCACCUUCCAGGCCAUCUUCCCGUCCCACCUCACCCUGCGGGAAGAGGCGUCACUCUAGUGCAGACAUCUGCUAUCCCGUCUCAUUGUCGCCACAUCACUCACCCACACCCACGCCAGGACCUUCACCCAGGGGCAGCGUUACAGAAGACACCUGGGUUGGCAGUCCUUCUCUGGGCAUGUCGCCCUUCCAGUGCUGCCCAUCAGAGGCAGACAUCCCAUCUAAGACAAGGAAGACCUCACAGGAUAGAACAACUAUGCAGUCUGGGAAAGGGGAGCUGGGGCUAGAUGACCAAGGAAAUAUGUCGCCUAAUCUAGACUCUCCCUCAGACGACGGCUUGCACAGCCUGAAGAAAGACGGGCCUGGGGAACAAUUCCUCUCAGUGCCCUCCCACUUCUCAUGGAAUAAACCCAAGCCUGGUCACACACCUAUAUUCAGGACCUCCUCCCUGCCUCCCUUAGAUUGGCCAUUGCCAAGCCAGUUUGGCCAAUAUGACCUGAAGAUAGAGGUACAACCCAAAGCCCACCACCGAGCUCACUAUGAGACCGAGGGCAGCCGAGGAGCCGUCAAAGCAGCGUCUGGUGGCCACCCUGUCGUCAAGCUCAUUGGCUACAGCGAGAAGCCCGUCAACCUGCAGAUGUUCAUAGGGACGGCGGAUGACCGAUACUUGAGGCCGCACGCCUUCUACCAGGUGCACCGGAUCACCGGGAAAACUGUAGCCACAGCCAGCCAAGAAAUCGUAGUCACCAGCACCAAGGUUCUCGAAAUUCCUCUGCUGCCCGAGAACAACAUGUCGGCAUGCAUCGACUGCGCCGGGAUCCUUAAGCUGCGGAACUCCGACAUCGAGCUGCGGAAGGGAGAGACAGAUAUAGGAAGAAAGAACACACGGGUUCGCGUGGUGUUCAGAGUGCACAUCCCUCAACCUAACGGGAAGGUGCUGUCGCUGCAGGCUUCCUCCAUUCCUGUGGAGUGCUCCCAGCGCUCAGCUCAGGAGCUACCGCAGGUUGAGAAAUCCAGCCUGACCAGUUGUGUGGUCAGCGGUGGAGAAGAGCUGGUCAUCACAGGCUCCAACUUCUUCCCAGAGUCCAAGGUCAUCUUCCUGGAGAAAGGCCCUGAUGGACGACCACAAUGGGAAGUUGAGGCAAAAAUAAAACGUGAGAAAACUCAAGGAUCAUGCAUCGUGGUGGAGGUUCCUCCCUACCACAGUAAGACUGUGGGCUCAGCAGUGCAGGUGCAGUUUUAUGUCUGCAAUGGCAAGCGGAAAAGGAGCCAAUCACAACGCUUCACUUACCUUUCAGUCAUGGUGAAACAGGAGCACGGGGAUGAGCUGGACCUUCCUGCACUACCCCCUAUGUCCAUGCCCCUGGCACAGGCUGCCAGUCUGGUGCGCACCCAGCUGCCUUCUCCUGAGCAGGGCCACCCAACAGAUAACCUUCUGUCCAGCUCCCCUCAUGGUCUGGCUGCAGGCUCUGGAGCUGGCCUGCUCCCCCUGCAGGCCCCUUGCCCCUCCCUGGGCUCCCCAUCUUUCCAGCACCUGCCUCACCUCCAGAGUCGCAGUUUGCACCACCCCCCUGCGGAUUGCCACAUGACGUUCCACCCGAGCUCUGCUCCUGCUCCUCUUCCUGCUCCUCCCCGUCCCUCCUACCAGCAUAUGCAGCACAGCCACGGUCAUGGCCUGCCUUUCAAUGGCCAGUCCAGCCUUCCUCCUCAGGGCUACGAGAGGAUGCCCUUUCAGCAGAGCCCCACUGCAGCAUCACACCCAAUGGGUUUGGGGAUGGUGUACCCCUCUUCCCCUUGCUCCUCACCAUCAGCUCCCUCCUCCUCAAGCAUUGCUGGUUCUCCGCAGAGUCAGCAAUCUCUGCUUUCACCCUCAUCUCCACAUCUCCACACACUAGCAGGCUAUCACUGCUCUCCAAAUCCAACCCAGGUCUCUUCUCCCAAUUGUCACCCCCUUGUAGGGCAGCACUCCUCCCAGCUGCAGAGGGCCCUGGGCUACCACCCGGUAGGUCAAAGGUCAGCCUCUUGCCCCACACCAUCCAGCGCACCUCCGCCAAGGAUGAUCCCCUCUCCGCACUCCGGGCCUUCCUCCCCUCAGCUCCACUCGUUGCCCUACCAGUCUCCCACCUCCUCAUCCCCUACUUCAGGUGGCAGUCCUUUGGGGCCUCUUCAACAGCAGCCCUCUCCGCAGGCUACCAGUCCAGUCAUGGCCAGCCUGUCCCCUGCAGCAGUGGGCCCUCUGGUUCACCCUCUGAGCCCUCAGGGCCCCUUCCCAUCGGACAGCGAGAGUCUGAACAUCAAGGAGGAACCAGAGGAGAGGGAGCCCACCUUCCGCUCUAUCGGCCUGCAGGACAUCACGCUGGAUGAUGUGAAUGAAAUCAUCGGCAGAGACAUGUCCCAGUCCCCCAGCGCUCAUGGUCCUCCACCAGCACACAACCAGUCAUAGCUCAGCCCCUCUUAUCCCCCCCCUCUAACUCCAACACUGCCGAGGUCCUGAUCUUGUGAGCUGAGGAGCCCGUCUCAUCUGAUGCUGAACAGUUUGUCCUUUUUAAAGAAACAGAGAGAUCUCACAACCUGGGUCAAGAAGAAGAUGAACAGGAGGAAACAGCCACGUCGAGCAGCUCCUCUGUCAGUCCUCAGGUGUCGAGGUGUGACCGACCCUCCCUCUUCAUGGGGGGGUGCGCCUGAUCCUGCAAAGCACUGCCGUCCCCUCGACCAAUCAGCUCUCUUCAGGAGUUCAGAGCACUCACAUGUCAGGAGUCAAGACGUCAGAGCGUCUCACCAGCAUCGACCACUCAGACGUUUCUUCAGGACUUUUUUACAAACAUCCGAGUCCUGAGCACAACAUGAGGGGAUCCCACUCGGAGACUUUAGACCUGGAAACUUUAUAUUCGACGUGAAAUUUGGUCAUUGAAAUUUCUAAUCAAACCAAACUGUCAGAUUCAGUAAAAAAAAAUUCCUUUUUGAAAUUAUAAAGCGAUGAAUGCCCUGGCAGAGAGAAACCAGCUCCCCCUGGUGCUGGUUAUGGGAUCUGCAACAUUCCACAACUUUUAGCAACCUGUGCAACCGUGUAGAUAUCUGUACAUGAACCCCCCCCCCCCGUCCCUGUCCCAUACACCUCCACCUGUCUCUUCUCUACGUCCUUCCUCUCCUCCCUCUCCUCAUCGUCCCGUUGAACAAAUGCCUUAUUAACAUUUCUAGCAGCUUUGAAUGGUAGCAAAAGCUUUUUUUCUUUUCGUUGUUUUGCACAGCUGGCUUUGAGUUUGACUUUGAUAUUACUCCACAGACCGAUGGUACGACGAUAUCCACGAAUCCCCGACGAGGGGAUUCAGGACAGAGUGAACCCUCCUGUUUUUUCGUUGAAAGCUAUUUUGAAGACGCCCGUUUGAUCCAUGUUACAGAGAAGUGUUUUUCUUCAUCCACAGAGACGGACCAUCUUGGCCUCUGACAUUUCUUUUUCAUGCAAUAACUCCCCCCCCCCACACCCCACACCCCCGCCUACAUCUCCCAGGGACCUCGUGUGCCUUCUAUUAAAUAACAGGCACCAGAGCUGUGACCGGACGACAGCUGAGGUGACAAACUGUAGGUUGGGUAAAGUUUUGAAAGUAUUUUAUACAUAGUUAUGCCUAUAUAUUGCAUUUAUGUGUUGACUCCGCCCCUUCUUCGACUCCCUUUCUGUAAUGAUCAAGGUAAAAAAUCCCCAAAAGUCCAGAGAGCAACAUCUGGAUGUGACAAUGUAACAAUAUUUGCUGUUCACAAUCAAAGUCCCAUCCUGAACAGUGUGAUUUCCUGUUCUUUACACAUAUGCAGUGCCUGUGUGGCAGCAAUAACACACUGUUGAUUUGGUUUUUAAAAGGUAUUUUCACACACCUGAUGAGUGUGAGCAGACGGGUUCAGAUUCUGAUUAGAUUUCCAUUGGCUUCUUUAUUCUCUUUUUUUUCUUUUGCCUUAAGCUUGACAAUGACGCUCCUGCCUGCGAGAGACGAGGAGCGUCGCAUACGAUAGUUCGAAAUCCUUUUCCAGGUGAAAAUGAUUCUGCUAUGCAUUAAAAGUUCUGCCUGAUGCCUUUAAAAUAAAAAAAACACAACAAAAAAAGACCUUGAUGCCUAUAGAAGUGUAGACAACUGUAGACCCGUUGUAGAUGCUGGGUUGAUUCGGUUGUUAGCGUCCUGCAUUCGUCCAAUCAGCUUCGUCCAGGACACAGCGCGAGCAUCUUUAAAAGGGUUCGGCUAUGUGUGUGUGUGUGUGUGUGUGUGUGUAUAUUUGUGUGGAUGGUCGGUGUUUCUACCAAAUAUGCUGUACAGAAGACAGGGAUUUAAAGAGUCCUAUUUUAACAACAGAAGCACACGUGUGUAUUUAAUCUAUGCAAACUAUAAGAAGCAAAUGUGAAAUAUGAGUUAUGAGAUUCGACUAUUUGUAACGUCACAUACAAAAAAGAGAAAUAAAAACAUUCAGAUAGUGAGAGCAUCACGUCACUAUGUAAACUGUUAAGAGGCCUUAACUCUGGUGUCCGUGUAUGCUGUUGAGUUGAUUUCCCCCCCACCCCCUCCAAGACAUAAGUGAAUAAUAUUAUAAUUCAAAUUUGGGGGAUUUCUCCUUUUUUUUUUGCAUACAAAGCAAGUUGUGCAGCUUCAAAGACUUGAGUCAACAAAAAAUUAAAAUGAAAAACCAGCAUGGACAGUAACUCUCUGGCUGCCGUCCUCCUCUGUCACAACCAAAGACCGAACAAUAUGUUCCCACUUUACACGAUGGUAAAGCAACAGAGACUGUACUACUCUAUUUUUGAUACUUUCAAAUGGAUGUCAUUCCUAAAAGGUUGAGGUCUGAGUGUUUAGUGUAUAUAUGCAUUCUAUAUAUAUAUACACUAGACACUCACACAUACAUAUAUGAAAUUGUUUUGUAAAAUAAAAGGGAAAUACAGGUUUAGCUGAUGUUUACCGAGCCUUGUAUUGUCAUUUCUUGUAUAUUUUGUAUGUUAAAUUUUUUUUUUGUAAUUUUUAAGACUGCAGUGCUUUUUGAAAUUAUUCAAAGGGAAAACCUUGCAUCAUAAUGUAGGCUCUAAAGUAGUGUAUAUCAAUAAAACUGAAAACUCA